Hirsutella rhossiliensis is the source of this 2319-nucleotide messenger RNA. RefSeq names its product PUL domain-containing protein. The record is from RefSeq and is a predicted model, not a curated record. The transcript is spliced from 3 exons. Gene Ontology annotation, molecular function: ubiquitin binding. Gene Ontology annotation, cellular component: cytoplasm; nucleus. Bases 1 to 2319 code for a protein of 772 amino acids. NCBI's taxonomy places the organism in Eukaryota, Fungi, Ascomycota, Sordariomycetes, Hypocreales, Ophiocordycipitaceae. Gene Ontology annotation, biological process: proteasome-mediated ubiquitin-dependent protein catabolic process; ubiquitin recycling.
AUGGCGGGCGACUUCAAGCUGUCGGCGCAACUCAUGGGCCACGAAGCUGAUGUACGAGCCGUUUGUUUUCCCUCCGACAACUUCGUCCUCUCCGCGUCCAGAGACUGCACUGUACGCCUCUGGCGCCGCGGUCCCAAGCCACCGCCGUCCUUCGAGGGCACUGUGAUAAGCCGGGGAUCGGAAUACAUCAACUCCUUGACCUUUUUUCCACCAUCAAAAGGGCGGCCAGACGGCCUGGUCGUCUCGGGCGGCAAGGACACCGUCAUUGAGGUCAAGUCGCCGCGCUCGUCCUCGGCUGACCACGCCGAGCGCCUCCUCAUCGGGCACUCGCACAAUGUCUGCGCCCUGGACGUGUCCCCCAACGGUACCUAUCUCGUUUCCGGAGGGUGGGACGGGCAGGCUCGCGUCUGGGACCUUAAUCAGUGGGAGACGAGGCUCAUGCUAGGAGGCCACGAGGGCAUGUCUGUCUGGGGCGUCGUGGCCCUGGAUGACAAGACGGUUGUUACUGGCUGCGCAGACAAGAGCAUCCGAGUAUUCGACCUGAGCCGAUCCACCAGCGGCGAGGUCAUGCCAAAAUCAACAAUCCACACCCCCGACGUCGUGAGAGCGCUAUGCAGGGUCCCGAGCGGUCACGCGAGUGGCGCCGACAUUGCAAGUGCUAGCAACGAUGGCACUGUGAGGCUGUGGAAGCUGAAUGGACAACAAGUCGGCGAGCUCCACGGCCACGAAAGCUUUGUCUAUUGCUUGGCAACCUUGCCCUCGGGCGAGCUCGUCAGUGCCGGUGAGGAUCGAACCGUCAGGAUAUGGAGAGGCUUGGAGUGUGUGCAGACAAUCACCCAUCCGGCUAUCUCCGUCUGGGCGGUUGCGGCCAACCCUGAUACCGGCGACAUCGUCAGUGGCGCCAGUGAUGGUGUUGCUCGCGUCUUCACCCGUCGUCCGGACCAAGUCGCCGACCAGGAGACUCUGACGCAGUUUGAAGAGUCGGUCAAGUCCUCGUCUAUCCCCCAGCAGCAGGUUGGCAACAUCAACAAGGAGAAGCUCCCCGGCCCCGAGUUCCUCACGGCCAAGUCGGGCACCAAGGAGGGUCAGGUACAAAUGAUCAAGGAAAGCAAUGGCAACGUGACUGCUCACCAGUGGUCGGUAGGCCAGCAGCAAUGGAUAAGCGUAGGCACCGUCGUCGACGCCGUCGGCAGCACCGGCAAGAAGGUGGAAUACAACGGACAGUCGUACGACUUUGUCUUUGACGUCGACAUUGAAGAUGGCAAGCCUCCCCUCAAGCUUCCGUACAACCUCUCCGAGAAUCCGUACGAGCGAGCUACCAAAUUCCUCGGCGACAACGAGCUUCCCCUGAGCUACCUGGACAGCGUGGCCAACUUCAUCACCGAAAACACAAAGGGCGCGACGCUGGGUCAGACAUCCCAGCCCGGCGGGCCAGACCCCUACGGCACCGAGUCCCGCUACCGGCCCGGGGAAGCGCCGCAGCCUCAAGCGCGGGUGCUUCCCCAAAAGGAGUACCUGAGCAUUUCGGCGGCCAAGUACGAAGCCAUCUUCACAAAGCUCCUCGGCAUCAACAAGAAUAUGGUUUCGUCCGGGCGCAAGGACGCUGCUCUGAAUCCCGGCGAGGAGUCGGCGCUGCGGUCACUCCGGGAGGCGCUCGAAGCCGCGAAGCCAAUCACCUCCCAGGCGCUCGAGUUGGUUGUCCGAAUCGUCACGCAAUGGCCGUACAGCGAUCGGCUGCCGGGCCUGGACGUCCUCCGCUGCGUAGCCAGGUAUCCCCUCGCAGCACAGUACUCGGGCCUCCAGGGCAAGACACUACUAGACGUGGUCAUUGGCUCGUCGGUCCCCAGCGGCGAGGCGCCCGGCGAAAACGCGGCCAUGAUGGGCGCGCGGACCGUUGCCAACCUAUUUGGGUCGGCCGACGGCCGCAGCCUCGCCAGCGGGCAGGCCGACAAGGCCCUUGCCUUUCUCGAGCGCCUCGCGGGUAUCGACGGCGGCGAGCCCGUGGGCAGGUCGAACCGCAACGUCCUCAUCGCGCUGACCACGUCGCUCGUCAACUUUGCCGUCCUCGCGCAGCGGGAGAAGCUGCUCUCCUCCACCCAGCGGCGGCGCCUCGUCGCCCUCGCCGGCGCGGCACUCAAGGACCAGGCCGACGCCGAGGUCCUGUACCGCGCGCUCGUGGCACUCGGCACGGUCCUGGGGGACACGGCGCAGGCGGCCGGCGGGCUAAAUGUUGCCGAGUGGAUCCACGCCGCCAAGGGUCGGUGCGCGGAGGAGAGGGUGCAGGGCGUGGCCGACGAGUGCCUGAGCCUGACGCGAUGA